This is a messenger RNA of Ciona intestinalis (vase tunicate), 1353 nucleotides long. RefSeq names its product pre-mRNA-splicing factor 38A. NCBI's taxonomy places the organism in Eukaryota, Metazoa, Chordata, Ascidiacea, Phlebobranchia, Cionidae. The record is from RefSeq and is a predicted model, not a curated record.
AACACUCCGCAUUUUAGAACCUUCCGCGUUUUCCGCAAUUCGAGUUUUACUUUUGUUGAUUUUACAUUUGUCUGUCUGUCUUCAUGGUUUUGCUGUAACCGCUUGUUGUCGUUAUACCAAUGUUUUAAGUAUAAACAUGGCGAAUAGGACGGUAAAAGAUGCGCAUACUGUUAAAGGAACGAAUCCACAAUAUCUUAUUGAAAAAAUUAUCCGCUCACGAAUAUACGACAGUCGGUAUUGGAAAGAACAAUGUUUUGCACUUACAGCCGAGUUAUUGGUAGACAAAGCCAUGGAUUUAAAAUACAUUGGUGGAGUCUACAGUGGAAACAUCAAACCGUGCCCAUUUCUGUGCUUGAUACUAAAAAUGUUACAAAUUCAACCGGAUAAGGAUAUUAUUGUGGAGUUUAUUAGAAAUGAAGAUUUUAAAUAUGUACGUUGUCUCGGUGCUUUCUACAUGCGCAUCACUGGAACAUCUCUAGAUUGCUAUAAAUACCUGGAACCACUGCUCAAUGAUUUUCGUAAAAUCAAAUUUCAAAAGCGGGAAGGAAAUUUCGUGAUCACUCACAUGGAUGAAUUUAUUGAUGAACUUCUUCGUGAAGAAAGAUCAUGUGACGUUAUAUUACCAAGAAUACAGAAGAGACAAAUCCUGGAGGAGCUUGAGCAGAUUGAUCCUCGCAUCUCUGCGUUGGAUGAUGACCUGGAUGAUCUUGGAGAGUCAAGUGAUGAUGAUGAUGAAGGUCCUCCUCUUGAGAUUAGGGAGCGAGCUCCGAUUCAUAGACGAAGAAGUCCAUCACCAAGUCACAGAGAUAGACACCGUCGUAGUCCGUCACCUAAACAUCGUCGGUCAAGAAGCAGAUCACCUCGUCGCCGUCGUAGAAGUCGAACUCCACCACGAAGACACCGAUCACGAGAGCGUGAACGUGAUAGAGAUCGUGAAAGACAGAGGUCACCACACCGAUCACAUAAAGAUAAAGAUCAUGAAUCACGGUCAAAGAAGAAAAGUAGUAAACAUAGUAAGAAGGCAAAGAGUGAAGUUGAUAUAGAAAUCCAGGAGGCGAACGAGCUCAGAGCGAAACUUGGACUCAAACCUCUCAAAUGAAAUGGCUGUCGUAAACAAGGAGGGAUCUUUAUUUAGAAAUUGUUUAUAAAUACAAGCUGGCUGCGAAAAUGAUGUCACGCUUAAUAAGUUGAAUUCCUUCGGAAAAUUUGUUCUCAAGAUGAGUGUUACCGAUGGCUUUGGCAGCGUGACACAUCUCUCGGAGCAAUUCCUCCAACCUUCUCAUGCAUCUUAUGAUGCUUCCUGCAAAGCAUGAGUUUUUAUAGACACCAAUAAAUCAUAUUUGUAAAAUCAGA